AUGUGGUCAAACUCCAGCAACAAAAUCAUUCUGCUGACAGCCUCGCUCAGCAUCUUCACCUCACGCCAUCAACGGAUGUCUGGACUUGAGAUAGGUGGCCCAGUCUUGGAGGCCUUCCCCCUUGUAAUCACGGCCAUUGAUGAAUGCAAGAAAGACCUGGAACUUCUUCGACUAUGGGAGACGAAGAACUACCGAAUGGAACUCGCGGCCAUACAGCUAGAAAUCGAGGUCCAGGGUACAAUUUUUCGCAACACAUAUUUGAGUCUAAUGCGGACAUUUCUGGACCCGCAGUCUACUCCGGUUGACCCCGGUAAUUUUACACGGCCAACAAACGCCGAAGAUGUAUUUUCUAAGAUCUCAUCCGCUCUUAAGCCUAUACGCUUUAGCUUCGGCAUCAAACAGCGACACGGCCUGCUGCACCAUAUCAAAGAAGCAAACAGUGCAUUCCAAACUCUGGUCGAACAACUACAUGCAUUGAGAGAUCUUACACAACCUCUAACUGCAAAUGCGCAGGUGAGCCGAUACCGGCAUCUGCGCAGUGAGAGCUCUGCGCUACUGAGCUUACUCAUAUCCCACUUCGAUUCCUGUACCACUGCCCAUACCCAUUCGUAUGGGUUUUACCUACGCUCGCUGCUCCGGGUUCCUGGCGGAGUAUAUAUACGGAGGCAAAGCAAUGGCUGCCGUCAAUAUAAGGUGUGGGUCGACUCGCAUCCUCGACCUGCGCUAGAGCCACCCGUUAUGUUGGAGGAAAGGGUGGUAUACACCCUUAAUACGUGCUCCAAGCGUAACUGCUGCCCUGGCUCAUUGUGCCAAAACAGCGGGCCCGUCGUUCGAACCCGGCCGCUCGCGACCCUCGAUAGUCGUAAAUUGCGCCUUAAGGAUCGGUCUACCAAAAUAGCCAGAAAUUUCGCAGGGCCGGUGUCUUCCCCUUCCACUACUGAACAGCAGCGUCUAAGCAAUGCACCAGAUAGUGGAGGGUCUACAACACGGUCCAGAUCUUUCGAAAGGCCUGUGUGUUUCCCUUCUACUAUUGAACAGCAGCAUCUAAGCAAUAUACCAGAUAGGGGAGCGGUCGGCGCUUUACCGAACAGUAACCGGCACUUUCAACUAACACAUGCUACUUUCCAUGUCGAAGAGCGCUACCCUUUGCCGACAGACAUGUCGUUGCAUACUAUCUUGUCGAGUGGCACGCGGUACCAGCAAUUCCCUGGCUACUUCUAUGAAUGGGAUCGAGUAAACAUCGCCGCAUUGGUUGCGUUGUCUGUAGUGUCCCUGCACAAUUCCAAUUGGCUAGACUCGUCGUUCUCUAGCAAUCAGGUGUUCUUCACUCUCUUCAAUGACAAUACCACCGGACCGCCAGCAACCUUUGGCAUAAGAAACCGCGCCCUUUACAACCUCGGUAUCAUGCUCUUAGAACUCGUAUUGAACGAAUCCCUGUCCUCCCUUCGUGUACCGGACUUGGGCGGCGCCCUCGAAACAGAAGACCAGGUUGCGUGGCGCCUGGAGCGAGAAGUGUGCGGAAAGGCGGGACCUGUGUGGGCGGACGUCGUAAGCAAGUGCUUACAUUGCCCAUUCAUGGGUAAUUCGCAGCUCUAUGACGACUCUUUUGCAUCUGCUGUGUACAUGAACAUUGUACAGCCUCUGCUGGGCAUGGUGGAUUUGCUGGAUGGACGGUUAGGCAGAUCCUUAUUUUCUUCCAUUGCUUAG
Aspergillus piperis CBS 112811 is the source of this 1707-nucleotide messenger RNA. RefSeq lists its product as uncharacterized. The record is from RefSeq and is a predicted model, not a curated record. The coding region runs from base 1 to 1707 and encodes 568 amino acids. NCBI's taxonomy places the organism in Eukaryota, Fungi, Ascomycota, Eurotiomycetes, Eurotiales, Aspergillaceae. The transcript is spliced from 3 exons.